CGGGUUCGCUUACUUCCGGGCUCAGGCGGAUGGAAGCGGCGCGGAGGUCGCGGCUGAGGCUGAGCCGCCGGAGGCCGCCCUCGGGGGCCGGGUCCCCUAGCCCCCGCCUGGGCUCCCUCCGGGAUGGCGACGUCGAAUGUGCGCGGCUGUGGGCCGAGCUGCUUCGAACCGUGAGCGCGGAUCUGAAUCUGGACGGCAAGUUGCCGCCGCUGCCGGCUUUCCCCGGCCAGGAGCCCAGCAGUGGCCCCGAGCGCGCCGCGUCCCUCGAGGUCUUCACUGUGGGAUCUGAGACCUUUUCCUGGACGCCUUUCCCGCCGGCCCCAGCGGGAGGCGAGGGCACAGGUCGCUCUUAUCGGGUGUUCGGCGGGGCUGGGGUGCGCCCCGGGCCACCGACCGGGUCCUGGCAAGGCCGCACCACGCCGGAGCCCCGCGGGAUUCCCGACGCCCAGGAGCAGCCCAUGGUGGACCAUGCGCAGACCCUGCGGAGCUGCCCCAUGUGCCAGGCCGACUUCGACCCCGGGCUGGUCCAGCUAGACAUCGAUAGCCACCUCGCUCAGUGCUUGGCAGACAGCACAGAAGACAUGGUGUGGUGAGCCGUGAUUCUGGAAAAGCCUCAACUACAGAGCUGCUAAAAAGGUCACCGUUGUGUUGGAGGAGCAGAGGGGGACAGUGGAGCACAGGGAUGUCUGGGGCGGUGGGACAAGUCAGCCAACGUUUUGUCCAAACCCACAGGACCUACAAUAUGAAGAA
This is a messenger RNA of Rhinolophus ferrumequinum (greater horseshoe bat), 750 nucleotides long. RefSeq names its product FA core complex associated protein 20 (gene FAAP20). NCBI's taxonomy places the organism in Eukaryota, Metazoa, Chordata, Mammalia, Chiroptera, Rhinolophidae. Gene Ontology annotation, molecular function: K63-linked polyubiquitin modification-dependent protein binding; ubiquitin binding. The coding region runs from base 30 to 593 and encodes 187 amino acids. The record is from RefSeq and is a predicted model, not a curated record. Gene Ontology annotation, biological process: DNA damage response. The transcript has 5 exons.